Salvia splendens (bonfire salvia) is the source of this 817-nucleotide messenger RNA. RefSeq names its product E3 ubiquitin-protein ligase RHA2A. The transcript has a single exon. The record is from RefSeq and is a predicted model, not a curated record. Gene Ontology annotation, biological process: protein ubiquitination. Gene Ontology annotation, molecular function: ubiquitin protein ligase activity. The coding region runs from base 164 to 655 and encodes 163 amino acids. NCBI's taxonomy places the organism in Eukaryota, Viridiplantae, Streptophyta, Magnoliopsida, Lamiales, Lamiaceae.
CCACACAUUUACACACACAUACUACUAUAAAAACAAUCAAACACCAGUACACCACACUUAUACACACAAAAUCAUCUCUAUACCCAAACUAUAUAUAAACACUCUCCCCCAAACCUUUUACUCCUUUUGCAUGAAAAUCCCAAACUCAUAGAAACAGACAAAAAUGGGUUUGCAAAGCCAGUUAUCCGACGUGUCAUCCGAAUCCACCCUCAUACUCGCCGUCGUCCUAAUCGGAAAAGGCGUACGUUAUCUCCGAUCCCCACUCUCCACUAUCCUGCGCACAAUCGGCGUAUUCUCCACCAGCUUUGACCCCCAUUCCAUCGGCUCGUUAAACGACGUUGCGGGAUCCGGUCUGGCCGGAGUCAUCCUCCUCUGCGAGCAGCUGAAUCUGAACCGGGCGCAAUCCUACGCGAACCGGUCGGGCUACCGGUCCGGUUCGGAAUGCGUUGUGUGCCUGAACCGGUUCGCGGAGGGGGAGAGCCUGCGCAAGUUAGCGUGCUGCCACGUGUUCCACAGGGAUUGCUUGGACGGCUGGCUCGGUCAAAUGAAUUUCAGCUGCCCGCUAUGCCGUGCGCCGCUGGUGACCGAAGAGCGAGUGCAGAGCACGCGGAUGCGCGUGGGCGGUGACGUUAUGGCGUGGUUUCCUUUUGAGUAGUGGAUCUAGCGGCGGCGCGUGGUUUGCGACGGUAGUUUUGAACUUUGACUUAUUCAUUUUCUUUUUAUUUUUUUAGGGAGUAUUUUUCUUCUCUGUUUGUUGAAGAGUCGCGUGGAAUGUCGAUGACUCUUCCCUAUUUUUAAAAUAAAUCAUGAAUAUAUU